AUUUGACAGUGUCACUCUCUUCUGUCUGCAGCCCUCAUGUCUGCCCUCACGCUGCGUCGGUCUGGCGAAAAGCUCAUGAAGCCAUACCGGAAUCUAUCCCUGCACAGCACAAAUCAGCCUACCCUGAUUUGCCAUCGACAUUCUUCUGUUGCGUAUUUCAGUCGUGCAUCCUUCAGUCGUAGCCGGUCGACCCCCGCCUCCCCUGUCUCGAUCAAGUCAAAUUGCCAGGACCCGCCUGGAUUUCUUCGGACGGGCAGUCGUGCAGGACAGCGGAGAUCUGCCACUUCUACCACUAUGAUUGAGAAUGGGCAGUCUCAGCGAUUACAAGCUCUUCUGACGCAUGAUUUGCUGGAAGAGCUGAGUUCGCUUUGGUUCCAGCACGUCGUCGACGAACAAGACCUGGUUGUCCCUUCCCAAGACAGCAUGAUGCAUUGGUUUCGGAAGAACGAAGCAUUUGACCAAGCAUGCUCAGCCAAGUUUCGCCAGACACUUGAGCAGACAAAGUCUCUCAAUGUCACAGGAGAGGCCAUAUUAAAUGCAGUCCAGCCAAGGAGCUCUCUGGAGUGGAUUCAACUCAUCGUCCUUUUGGACCAGAUUCCGCGAAAUAUCUACCGUGGAGAGGAGUCUAGGAUAGUCUUCACUAUUUUUGAUCCCAUAGCACAGCAUAUCGCUCAAGCUGCCACCGCCGCUGGCGCAGAUAGCCACCCGCUCGUGAGAUAUCGCAUCGGGCAUAGGAUGUGGUUCACUAUGCCCUUUAUGCAUUCCGAAGACCCUACGAUGCACCAGAAAGCCGUCGAAUUGAUUGAAAGCAUGGCGCGUGACGUUAGGAGUGUCGCCAACAGUCAGGAAGACGUGGGCAACGGCCUAGACGAGAACAACCAAGAGCUUCAAAAAUGCAAGACCAUCAUUGUAUCCAAGAGAGACGCUGCUGUCAAGCUUUGUGAAAGCCAGCUGGAAUUUGAGAUCAAGCACAAGGAUAUCAUCGACAAGUUCGGGAGAUAUCCGCAUCGCAAUGGACCGCUUGGAAGGGGAACGACGACGGACGAACAGGAAUUCCUGGAUGGAGGAGGGGACACUUUCGGUUAGCUGACCACUUGAUACUAGUAUACCCUCUCGUGUGAGGCUUCAUCAUGUAUCAAUGCAUAUUGACCGGCAGAAGUUAUUUUCAACUGGCAAGUUGACCAACCGCAUUGAGUUACACAGUCUUAUUGUAUGGAAAUAUAAUGUAUUUCUGGACA
This is a messenger RNA of Diaporthe batatas, 1238 nucleotides long. RefSeq lists its product as uncharacterized. The coding region runs from base 37 to 1086 and encodes 349 amino acids. The transcript is spliced from 2 exons. The record is from RefSeq and is a predicted model, not a curated record. NCBI's taxonomy places the organism in Eukaryota, Fungi, Ascomycota, Sordariomycetes, Diaporthales, Diaporthaceae. Gene Ontology annotation, molecular function: protein binding.